ACAUACAUUGUUUGUUUGUUGUCAAGUGAGCAUGAAGUGGAAAAUUUAGACCAAAAUAAACACAAGUUACACACUCAAAAUCACCGGUAAAUACAAUUAAAUCAAUGUACCUUAACCCGCAUCUCACCACCGCACACUUCUAGCACCUUAUCAGUUAUGUUAUCUCAAAGGUAUAUUUCAGGCUUUAAAUCGCUGCGCAUCAAGCUGCUCCGCACAUUCAGCAGCAAAAUGCCGAAAGUAGCGACCGCCACGGGCAAUCAGCUCAAACGUCUGCGCGACUGCAUGCUGGACACUAAGCUGGUGCCCCAACCCUUGCAUGCAUACAUAGUGCCAUCAGCAGAUUCCCAUGGCAGUGAAUAUUUGGCCGAGUGUGAUAAACGACGGGCAUUUAUCUCCGGUUUUACUGGAUCAGCAGGUACAGCCAUCAUCACACAGGAUCAUGCUUGUCUGUGGACUGAUGGUAGGUAUUUCCUGCAAGCCACUGAAGAGAUGGAUACCCACUGGACAUUGAUGCGUGAAGGGUUGCCUACCACGCCAAAACAAGCCACAUGGUUAUGCCAGACAUUAUCCACUGGUUCAGUUGUAGGUGUGGACCCAAAUCUACUCUCCUACAACACCUGGAUGCCAUUCAAAGAUCAACUUGAAUCAGCCGGACACAAAUUAAUUCCAGUUGAAAAAAAUUUGGUUGAUUUAGUCUGGGAUGACAAACCCUCCGUAGCUUGCAAUCCAGUCGUGCCAUUGCCUUUAAAAUUCUCAGGAAAAUCCAUCAAAGAUAAACUCACAGACAUUCGUUCACAAAUGCAUGAGAAAAACGCUUCUUUAUUAGUUUUAACAUUCUUGGAUGAAAUUGCCUGGUUUCUAAACAUGCGCGGUUCUGACAUAGAGUACAAUCCAGUCUUCUUCUCAUUUGUCAUCAUCGGAGAGAAAGAAUUCACUAUUUUCAUAGACGCGAAAAAAUUCACGCCUGAAGUCGAAGCGCAUUUGAAAACCGAAGCAGACGGCGAAAAAUUCCACAUUAAAGAUUACAAUCAAAUCAAAACGACUCUCAAGGACCAACUUGCGGAUUUACAAGGACGUGUCUGGAUUUGUCAGGAUGCGAAUUACUCGCUGAGUAGUCUAGUGUCUUCCAAAAUCGCAGUGCGAGAAAACACUCCGAUUCAAUUGAUGAAAGCGAUCAAAAACCCGGUUGAGAUUCAGGGCAUGCGCAAUGCACAUAUCAAAGACGCAGCGGCGUUAUGUUGUUACUUUGCAUGGUUGGAGAAAAACGUCUCAAGCGGACAAAUCACCGAAAUCUCCGGUGCGGAUAAACUUGAACAAUUUCGUGGUAUGCAGGAGGAUUUCAGAGGUCCUAGCUUUGAUACAAUAAGUUCAGUUGGUCCUCAUGGGGCGAUAAUUCAUUACAAACCAACGAAAGAUUCAGAUGUCCCGAUUCGUUCCGAUUGCAUUUAUUUAUGUGAUUCUGGUGGUCAGUAUCGUGAUGGUACUACUGAUGUAACAAGAACUUUGCAUUUCGGCACUCCUACUGAUUAUGAAAAGGAGUGUUUUACACGAGUCUUGAAAGGGCAGAUUAAACUUGGAACUUCCAUCUUUCCGAGUAAAAUCCGCGGUAAUUAUUUGGAUUCUUUUGCUAGGCAAUACCUUUGGGAAGUUGGUUUGGACUACAGUCAUGGAACAGGUCACGGAAUUGGUGCGUAUUUAAACGUGCAUGAAGGUCCCAUUGAAGUGUCUUGGAGGACAACUAAAGAGGAUCCAGGUCUUGAUGUGGGAAUGUUUAUUUCUAACGAGCCUGGGUUUUAUGAGAAUGGAAGUUUUGGUAUAAGGAUUGAGGAUAUUGUGCAGAUUGUCCCUGCGCAGACGAAGCACAAUUUUAACAAUCGCGGGUUUUUGACGUUUGAAACUGUUACAUUGGUGCCUAUCCAGACGAAAAUGAUGAUGGUGGAUAUGCUUACAACUGCUGAGGUGGAGCAUAUUAAUGGAUAUCAUCAGAAGUGUCGGGAUGUUGUUGGGCCGUUGUUGGAGAAACAAGGGCAUAAAGAGGCGAAGGAGUGGUUGUGGCGUGAAACAGAGCCGAUUUGCAAGUGAUGAGAUUUGUAUCAGGAAUUUUUCUAUUUUUAGGGUUGUGGUACGUUUUAUUGAGUAAAGAAAGAGAUUUCUAUGUGUAAUUAAUAAAGUAUUAUGAAAUAUAA
Molecule: messenger RNA, 2186 nt
Organism: Dalotia coriaria
Lineage: Eukaryota; Metazoa; Arthropoda; Insecta; Coleoptera; Staphylinidae
Gene: ApepP
Product: Aminopeptidase P
Exons: 3
Coding region: 157-2082 (641 amino acids)
Molecular function (GO): metalloaminopeptidase activity
Source: RefSeq, a predicted model, not a curated record